AUGGAAGUGAAUGAUGUGAUCAGAGCAGUUUGUGCCGUGCAUGACCUUUCGACAUCAAAUCAGGAUCGAAUUAAAUGCACACAGAUCAUCGAGGCAUUCAAAGAAGGUCCCGCAGAAGUGGUUGCAAAUGUAGCAUUCGAGCUUAUAUCACACAGUUCUACGAUACUCCGACAUACGGGAUGGACGUUACUAGAAGAUUUGAUCAGAUACAAGUGGAAUUCUGUUGCACCAGAGUUCCGUAUAGAUAUUCGUAAUCGUGUAUUUCAUGCUGUUGAACUCUCAGUUUCGGAGGAUACUAUUGAACCUUGCGCACGAUGUGUCGUAGCGAUGAUGGAGCACGAAUGGCCUCAGAAUUGGCCGGAAUUGAAUCCCCAACUACAGCAAAUGGCCGUUCAAGGAUCUUUACCUUGCGCCAUUGUUUUUGCCAUCCUCCGACGGUUAGUGGAAAAUGUUGCAACCUUAGCAUCAGUUGCAAAUCAAAGACGACGGAAGGACAUGCACACUGCAAUCUGCAAUAGUACGGACGACUUUCUCAAUGUAGCCCUUGACGUGCUCAGCUCAUGUCCGCUCGACCUCAUAGGAGCUCUCGCCGCGAAGAAUGUUUUUGGCUGGCUUACAGAGUUAUGUAGCUGCAUGACGUCAGUAUCCUUGGAACAGCACCUCAUUCGGAUAGUCGACACAGUGAUUAGAUAUCUAGGCACAGCUGAACGAAAUAUUUAUGAGCAAGCUGCGCAAUGUUUGGCUGCUAUUGCUGUGCCGAAGAAAGAAAAACAUGAUCAAUCGAUGAUAAUUUCGGCUUUCUUCCGGCAGGAAGUGUUUUCUACAAUCCUUACGACAACAAGCCUUGCUGCUGAUGGGUCACAGUUUAGCGAGCAACAUUAUAGAUAUCUGAAAUCUCUGUGCGAAUUAUUAACCACUCUAGGGAAUUUCCUGUCAAGAACUUGGCAUGAGAAGACAUCACCGCCGAACUUUGAGACGUUUCUGUCUGCUAUAGUCGCUUUCUUCAAUCAUGAUUCUCUGAUGUUAAAAUAUGAAGCUUGCGAUGUCCUCGUAGGCUUGUCGACUCAUGAGGUUUUUCAAGAGAGUCCUAGUUUUGUACAGGCUAUUCGAGAAGUAUUUUCUAACGUACUGAAAGCUAUUACAAAGGACGGAUAUCCAUCCCAAAACCCCUCAAAUGUUGCUGCUCGCUACUCACAAAUGGAUUUCGAUGAUGACUUAGAAUGGCAUAAUCUAUUUAUAAAGUUUCGCUCCCGCGUUCAGCUUCUCAUCGCAGAAAAUAUGAGCCAUCAUUUUGAUCAUUUGUUGACUGUGUACGAGGAAACCGUGUUUCGUAAAGUAAUCCUGGAUGCUAAUUCAAUUUCCGAAGUCGAAUGGGAGGCGAUGCAAAGAUUUGCAAGAAAUCUUAUCCACGUUGCUUAUGAACGGAAAUUUUUUGAAAUGGAUAAAGAACGUCUGAUUAGGAUGCGAGACACAUUGGUGAAUGCCAUGUCAAAUACAGCUGAUUGUGACAUUUUGAGCGAGAUGCUAUCACUUCAUUCUCCGUUUCUGAGCAGCUAUGCAGACGACUACGAGAAACUUAACACCUACUUCUCACUUUUGCGACGGGGUCUUCUCAUGUCUGCGGGGAACAAAAAGCUGAACAGGCAUGUUGUCAGCCUUAUUCUUCGAGCUGUUCAAAUAUUUCCUGAUCACUUCAAGAAACAUGUCUCCUCCGUUGUAUCACUUUAUAGUGAAGUGAAUGAAGUGAUCUCGAAGAUGCAGAUGGCGCAGUUAUUGCAGGUUCCUGCUGUCCUAUCGAAUACUGUGGACGAUGAAUCAGUACGACUGGAGUUAUUACAAAUGGCGGCUGGUCCUUCAAUAGAAUACGUUCGGAGUAUUGCAUGGUCGUUCGAGAAUGUCUCGUCAUUUGUCUCGUUCAAUGCCUUCAAUAUCUCACCAUCAGAUGCUCCUGAUUCACCCUCGACUUUGAACAGAAUAGAGCUUCGACGAGCUCUCACUUGCCUACAAGGGAUAGUACAGCAGGUUGACAACUCUAGCUACCUUGGAACUAUGCUUAUUCCGAUAUAUCCAUGUUUCUUUAAACUUUCGAGAUGUUUGAUGGAGCUUUAUUUGGAGCAAAGUAAGGUUCUUUUUCACCCGCUAUUUCGCGAAAGUCUCACGAAGAUGGUGGCUUCCGAAAAACAACAGAUCUACUGUUCCGUUGGUGAGAUUAUCGAGGUGGUUCCAGGACGCCCUGCUGUUGUUGACAAUGAUCCUAUAACAAUCGAACGACAAUACAUGCACGAUUUAAACGAGCAGGCCGUUACAAUAAUAACGGCAGUCGUGACGAAGUUCCCUGGCACCAUUUUUUCUCUACCACAAGCGCCGGAGCUGUUGAACUCCCUUGUCUCAAAUAUCGACCUUGUUCCAGAGAUCAAGUUACGUCAUUGGAUCAAGAAAGGAUGGAAAGCGGUUAUGGUUUUUUGUCCUUCCGAGCGCUGGUCAUUGCUAACCGAGUUUUUCACGCGCAUUUCAAGCUCGAUGCAUGUUCGCCUGCAAAAGAUGUGGGAUGAAGUUUCUCAUAUUGACUACGAUUCCGAACCAACUGAGGAAGAGUUGUUUUACGAACACUUGACGUGCGUUAUAUCUCGGGAGUAUGUAAAUUUCCUCCGUUUUUGCUACAUCCCCAGCGAAGGUGAAGAGAGAAAAACACAUGCGAUUACGCCCUUGGGAGAAUGGUUAUUUACCAACAAUGUUGGACUGUCACAAGUGAUUAUGACAGUAUUUACAUCUUUGACGUUCCGUGACUCGCAAUUAGCCCUGAGGGCCAUACCACUUUGCAAAGUAUUGUCGGAGAAGUUGGUUGAGUGUUACGACGAUGAAGUUGGUGUGUAUAUGCUAGUAUGUGCGAUACGAUCUCUCCAGCUUCAUGGAGCUGAUGAGGUGGCGGGUACUCCUCUGAUUGGUUUGGUGUUCCAUAUAUACUGUGCAUUGCGUCGUUUCUCAGAUUCACUACCGCAAGUUCUGUUGCAAAUUCCUGAUGUUACGACCGAAAUCGUGGAAGCUUUUGAUAGCAAGAUCCGAGCAAUGAUCGCUGGUGAUGAAAUUCUACUAGAGAAACAGAAGAAGGAAAUGGCUCGUCGUCUUUUAAAAGGUGUUAUUACGCUCACUGUUGGCGAACAACAUAAAAAGCCAGUUUAUCUACGCCCAUUGCCUCCUAUUGAGAAGAGGCGUCGAGUAGAAAACGAAAAUGAUGAUUUUGCUGAUAUUGCCCUUUUGUUUGCGGAGGGUCGCGACUAA
Necator americanus (New World hookworm) is the source of this 3279-nucleotide messenger RNA. RefSeq lists its product as uncharacterized. Gene Ontology annotation, biological process: protein export from nucleus; RNA export from nucleus. Gene Ontology annotation, cellular component: cytoplasm; nucleus; RNA nuclear export complex. The record is from RefSeq and is a predicted model, not a curated record. Gene Ontology annotation, molecular function: nuclear export signal receptor activity; RNA binding. Bases 1 to 3279 code for a protein of 1092 amino acids. NCBI's taxonomy places the organism in Eukaryota, Metazoa, Nematoda, Chromadorea, Rhabditida, Ancylostomatidae. The transcript is spliced from 31 exons.